Messenger RNA from Kwoniella shivajii, 1032 nucleotides. RefSeq lists its product as uncharacterized. The record is from RefSeq and is a predicted model, not a curated record. Gene Ontology annotation, biological process: ergosterol biosynthetic process. The transcript has 11 exons. Bases 1 to 1032 code for a protein of 343 amino acids. Gene Ontology annotation, cellular component: endoplasmic reticulum. Gene Ontology annotation, molecular function: sterol 24-C-methyltransferase activity. Lineage: Eukaryota; Fungi; Basidiomycota; Tremellomycetes; Tremellales; Cryptococcaceae.
AUGCCCGCCGAUGCUCGUUCCGCUGACCGUGUCACAAACUACAACAAGUUCUGGGAGCAAAAAUCUGCCAACGACAACCAGACACAUAGGGCAAACAGAUUAGACCAAUACACUGAGGUCGUAAAUGGUUACUACGACGGUGCCACUGAACUUUACGAGUACGGAUGGGCCGAUUCUUUCCACUUCUGUCGGUUUUACAAGGGUGAAGGUUUUCUUCAAGCUCUUGCCAGACAUGAACACUACCUCGCCUCAAUGAUGCACCUCAAACCUGGUAUGCGAGUACUUGAUGUUGGCUGUGGUGUUGGUGGACCCGCUCGUGAAAUCGCCCGAUUCUCAGACGCUACCAUCGUUGGUCUCAACAACAACGAUUUCCAAAUCGGUCGUGCUACCAACAAAACAAAAAAGGCUGGAUUGAGUGACAAAGUUUCUUUUGUAAAGGGUGAUUUCAUGAAACUGAGUGAACAAUUCGGAGAGAACUCUUUCGAUGCUGUUUACGCCAUCGAGGCAACCUGUCACGCUCCCAAUUUUGAGGGUAUCUAUGGUGAAAUCUUCAAGGUCCUCAAACCCGGAGGUGUUUUCGGUGUGUACGAAUGGUGUAUGACCGACGAAUGGGACGCCUCAAACCCCAAGCACAAGGAAAUCGCUCAUGGAAUUGAGGUCGGUGACGGUAUCCCUGAAAUGCGAAACUUGACCGCUGCUCGAAAUGCCUUGAAGUCCGUCGGUUUCGACAUUGAGCACGAAGAAGAUCUCGCUGAUCGAGGUGAUGUUGUACCUUGGUACUACCCUCUUGAGGGUGACAUCUGGAAGGCUCAAACUGUCUGGGAUAUGUUUACUUGUUGGAGAACAAGCAAAAUGGGUAUCUUCUGCACUCAAAACGCUAUCUGGGCCUUUGAGAAAGUUGGACUUGUUCCCAAGGGAACUCACAGUGUUGGAGAAUCUCUCAUUGUCGCCGCUGAUGCUCUCGUUGCUGGAGGAAGAACCAAGCUUUUCACACCCAUGGCCUUGUGGAUUUCUCGAAAGCCCGCCAACUAG